Molecule: messenger RNA, 6449 nt
Organism: Pungitius pungitius (ninespine stickleback)
Lineage: Eukaryota; Metazoa; Chordata; Actinopteri; Perciformes; Gasterosteidae
Gene: rock1
Product: Rho-associated, coiled-coil containing protein kinase 1
Exons: 33
Coding region: 842-4939 (1365 amino acids)
Biological process (GO): embryonic morphogenesis; peptidyl-threonine phosphorylation; actomyosin structure organization
Cellular component (GO): cytoskeleton; cytoplasmic stress granule; cytoplasm
Molecular function (GO): Rho-dependent protein serine/threonine kinase activity; ATP binding; small GTPase binding
Source: RefSeq, a predicted model, not a curated record
CGUGAGUGCGCAUGCGCAGUGCUUGACAUUUUGAAGUUGCUUUGAACAGGAAGGCGGACAUGUUGGUCGGGCUGUGGGAGAAAAUCGGGCAUCGUCCGCUGUUUUUUUCCUUCACAAAACCUACACACGUUUAAAAGUUGAUGGAUGUGCCUUCGAAGCCGGAGACGGAGCACCGCAGACGGGAGACAGUCGAGAGUCAACGACAACGCACGGGGUGCAGCGGGAGGACAGCCGUUAGGCGGUGAAACGAGACCGUGUUUUAAACUCAUCGAAAUUUGGAAGAAGCAGAAGUUUUUUUUUUCCCCACCACUUCUACUUUUGAGCUGUCAGAAUCUAUUGUCGUUUUUUUUUUCUUUCUUUCUGCAAGGCCCCCGGACAGAAAUACGGGACCGGGCCUGGACCGACCCUCCCGCAAACUUUGCUUUUUGUUCUUCUAAUCGGCAAAACGGGCUAACUUUGAAUUGCCUUUUGUUCGGAUGCACCCACAUUUUAAGCCCUUAUCCUCAGCGGCGUCCUGCGGAGGCUGACUAAUCUGUCGCCGCAUUUAUCUGUUGCCACUGAAGUUGUCUGCCACUUCAACACUGGAAUAAAACAAAAAACCCUCCCUUGGACUCCGAGAAUGUGGCUUUUGUACAUUCAGCGCAAUCUUAAACGUUUCAUCGUCUGUGAAAGCUCGAGGAGAACGAUGUAUUUUCUUUAAAAGUGCGGCGCGCGCGGUUCACGCUAAGAAAGGAACAUUCGGCUAGCUAGCUAGCUACUGCUGGCUGCUAAAGCUAGCUAGCCAGCCUUCUAACCUCGCCAGUGGGCUGUUUUUGUUCGUGGGCCGACCGUAGCAGCAAACAUGUCCGCCGGGGAAAGUAUGGCGGCUCGGUUUGAAAAGAUCGAUGCCAUGUUGAAGGACCCGAAGUCAGAAGUAAACACGGAUUGUCUUCUGGAUGGCUUGGACGCGCUGGUGUACGACCUCGACUUCCCCGCCCUGAGGAAAAACAAGAGCAUUGACAACUUUUUGAGUAGAUACAAGGAAACCAUUAGUAAAAUUCGUGAUCUACGCAUGAAAGCGGUUGACUAUGAGGUGGUUAAAGUUAUUGGGAGGGGAGCAUUUGGAGAGGUGCAAUUGGUAAGGCACAAAGCCACGUGCAAGGUGUACGCCAUGAAGCUGCUCAGCAAGUUUGAGAUGAUCAAGAGGUCGGACUCUGCUUUCUUUUGGGAGGAGAGGGACAUCAUGGCUUUUGCCAACAGCUCGUGGGUGGUGCAGCUCUUUUUUGCAUUCCAAGAUGACCGCUACCUCUACAUGGUGAUGGAAUACAUGCCGGGUGGCGACUUGGUGAACCUGAUGAGCAACUACGACGUCCCGGAGAAGUGGGCCCGUUUUUACACCGCUGAGGUGGUGCUGGCUUUGGACGGGAUCCACUCCAUGGGCUUCAUUCACAGGGACGUGAAGCCUGAUAACAUGCUGCUGGAUAAAGCAGGCCAUUUAAAACUGGCAGACUUUGGGACCUGCAUGAAAAUGAACAAGGACGGUAUGGUACGAUGUGACACCGCAGUGGGAACUCCAGACUACAUUUCGCCCGAGGUACUGAAAUCCCAAGGAGGAGAUGGCUAUUACGGCAGAGAGUGUGACUGGUGGUCAGUGGGAGUCUUCCUGUACGAAAUGCUAGUUGGCGACACUCCCUUCUAUGCAGACUCCCUGGUGGGGACCUACAGCAAAAUUAUGAACCACAAGAAUGCCCUGAACUUCCCCGACGACAGCGACAUCUCCAACGAUGCCAAGAAUCUCAUCUGUGCUUUCCUCACUGACAGGGAAGUUCGACUUGGCCGCAAUGGUUUCGACGAGAUCAAGAGGCAUCCCUUCUUCAAGAACGACCAGUGGACAUGGGAGAACAUCCGAGACACGGCCGCCCCCGUCGUGCCUGAACUGAGCAGCGACGUCGACACCAGUAACUUCGAUGACAUCGAGGAGGAUCGGGGAGAGGAGGAGACCUUCCCCAUACCGAAGGCCUUUGUGGGCAACCAGCUCCCCUUCGUCGGCUUCACUUACUACAGCAGUCAGCACCAGUUGCGCAGCUCUAGCGCCCCCACAAAGACCAGCGAGAAGCGUAGCAGCACCACAAAGGAAGACAAGAGCCAUCUGGAGAACCUGCAGAAAAGGAUUUACCAUCUGGAGGAGCAGCUCCACAGUGAGAUGCAGCUGAAGGAUGAGUUGGAGCAGAAAUGCAGGACAUCAAACAACAAGAUGGACAAGAUCAUAAAGGAACUCGAUGAAGAGGCGAACCUGAGGAAAAGUGCGGAGAGCGGCAUGUCUCAGCUGGAGAAGGACAAGAUCGUGCUGCAGCACAGAUUCACGGAGUACCAAAGAAAAGCUGACCAGGAUGCAGAGAAGAGGCGCAACCUGGAGAAUGAGGUGUCGAGUUUAAAGGAGCAACUUGACGACAUGAAGAAGAUCAGCCAGAACUCUCAGGCCUCAAAUGACAAGAUGCUCCAGCUGCAGAAUCAGAUGGAAGAGGCCAACGACCUUCUACGAGCCGAGUCGGACACGGCGGCGAGGCUGAGGAAGAGCCACACCGAGAUGGCAAAGUCCAUGAGCCAGCUGGAGAGCUUGAACCGCGAGCUGCAGGAGAGAAGCCGGGCGGCGGACAGCGAGAAGGCCCAGCUGGAGAAGGAGCUCCUGCUCCUGCAGAGUUCCCUGGACUCAGAGAGGAGGAACUACAGCCUGGGCUCCGAGGAGAUCAGGGAGCUGCAAGCCAGGAUGGCCGGCUUGCAAGAGGACAACAAAAGCUUGAAGCUCAGCCUGUCCAAGGUGGAGUCGGAGCGCAAACAGGCUCAGGAGAGGAGCAACAACCAGGAGAAGGAGAAGAACAACUUGGAGAUAGACCUGAACUACAAGCUGAAGACGCUGCAGCAGCGUCUGGAGCAGGAGCAGACGGAGCACCGGGUGACGCGGGCACAGCUCACCGACAAAUACGAGUCGAUCGAAGAAGCCAAAUCGGUUGCCACGAAUGCUGUUCAGCAGAAGAUGUCCGAGGAGAACGUCGCGAGGAUGCGAGCGGAGAGCCGGGUCGUGGAGGUCGAGAAGCAGUGCUCGAUGUUGGAGUUUGAUCUCAAGCAGUCUGUGCAGAAGAUGGAGCAGCUGAUGAAGCAAAAAGAGAGGCUGGAAGAUGAGGUGAAGAAUCUGCAGCUUCAGGGAGAACAGGAGUCAAGCAAGCGCGUCCAGGCUCAGAACGAACUGAAGAGCCGCAUGCAGGAGGUGGACCGUCUCAGGUGUUCAGAGAAGCAGCUCAAGCAGGAGAUCAACGCGGCGCUGGAGAGCAAGCGCUCGCUGGAGUUCCAGCUGGCGCAGCUGACCAAGCAAUACAGAGGCAACGAGGGACAGAUGAGGGAACUUCAGGACCAGCUUGAGGCCGAACAGUAUUUUUCUACGCUUUACAAAACUCAGGUCAAGGAACUUAAAGAGGAGAUUGAGGAAAGGAACCGGCAGGUACAGGAGACUCAUAAAAAGGUGCAGGAGUUGUGCAGUGAAAGGGACUCCCUGUCCGCCCAGCUGGAUCUGACGGUGACCAAGGCUGAGUCGGAGCAGCUGGCCCGAGCCCUGCAGGAGGAGCAGUACUUUGAGCUCAGCCAGGAGAACAAGAAGGCAAUAAGUAGACAUAAGCAGGACAUCGGGGAAAAGGAGGCCACUAUUGCUCGGCUUGAGGAAUCCAAUAAUACUCUGACCAAAGAUGUGGAGAACCUCACCAGAGAGAAGACUGACUUGAGCGAGAAGUUCAGUACUCAGGAGCAAGAGUAUGCUGCUCAGAAGGAGGAGAUUUCCAACACAAUCAAGUCCAACUAUGAGAAGAUCCUCAACACAGAGCGCACACUGAAGACUCAGGCGGUGAACAAGCUGGCAGAGAUUAUGAACCGAAAGGACAUGAAGCUGGACCAGAAGAAGAAGGGCAGUACCGCCGACCUGCGGAAGAAGGAGAAGGAGAACCGCAAGCUCCAGCUGGAACUCAAUCAGGAGAAAGAGAAGUUCAACCACAUGGCCAUCAAGACCCAGAAGGAGUUGAGCGAGAUGCAGGCGCAACUGUCGGAGGAAUCCACGUAUCGCAACGAGCUGCAAAUGCAGCUGGACAGCAAGGAGAGCGACAUCGAGCAGCUUCGGGAGAAACUGAACGACCUGCAGCUGCGCAUGGACACCUCGAGCGUCACCAGCCUGCAGACAGACGAGACCGACAGCAACAUCGCAGAAUCCAGACUGGAGGGUUGGCUGUCGAUUCCCAACCGAGCGAAUAUCAAGCGAUACGGAUGGAAGAAGCAGUAUGUGGUGGUGAGCAGCAAGAAGAUUCUGUUCUACAACAAUGAGGAGGAUAAGGAACUGUCCAACCCCUCGAUGGUACUAGAUAUCGACAAACUGUUUCACGUGAGACCAGUCACACAAGGAGACGUGUACCGGGCCGAGACAGAAGAGAUUCCAAGGAUAUUCCAGAUCCUUUACGCCAACGAGGGCGAGUGCAGGAAGGAGACGGACAUGGAGGCUGUCCCUCAGGGCGACAAGACCAACUGUCUCCCGCACAAAGGCCACGAGUUCAUCCCCACGCUGUACCACUUCCCUUCAAACUGUGACGCCUGCGCCAAGCCGCUGUGGAACGUCUUCAAGCCGCCGCCGGCCCUGGAGUGCCGCCGCUGCCACGUCAAGUGCCACAAGGACCACCUGGACAAAAAGGAGGACCUUAUUACUCCUUGCAAAGUAAACUACGACGUGACCUCCGCCCGGGACAUGCUCCUGCUGGCUCUGACCCAGGAUGAGCAGAAGAAAUGGAUCGGCCACCUCGGAAAGAAGAUUCCCAAGACCCCACCAUCCACAUUCUUACGGGCCUCGCCUCGCUCCAUGUCCACGCGCUCCGGACCAAACCAGUCCUUCCGCAAGAACCCUAAAGGCAAUACCACGAAGCUGAGCUAACCAUCUGAACCGUUUGGAUUUUUUUCUGGACUCUAAACUUUCCCUGCUUCCUCAUCCUCAAAAAAAACAACAACAGAGAAACCUGUAUUACAUAGAAAAUUCAUCAAAAAGAGAGAAUAUAUGAAUAAAUAUCCAGCGCAACACACAUCAGACACGAGGCGUCGGGGACGGACAGAGGCCUCGCACCCGGCUCCGGUGUCCACAUUCAAGAGACGACCAUCUUUCAACUCAACAAACCUGCAGCUGUCCUUUUUCUACCACAAGAGGGCCCCCCUCGUCUUGGACUUAAGAUGGACAGUGGCGAAAGAGAGACUCAUGUCAUGGAGACCUUCUGUGUUUCAUACUAUAUGGCAGUUAUGAUGGAAGUGGGAAGGUGAACGGGGGUUUUGCUGGGACUAAGUAAGUCUUCAGUUUUAAGGUACUGUCAUACAGGGAUUGCAGAUCUGCAGUGACUCGGGUGGAAAAUGAAUAUCUUAUGUUGUCAUUCCAUCUCCCCCCCCCCCCCCCCCUCCGUCUGACAGAUACUGAAGCUAAAUGCAAGCAAGCUUCUGUUUCCGGCAAUAGAAAAUGACGGAUGCCUUUGUCUAGGCCUUUUUGCCUUUAUUCUUAUCUUUCUGCAAGUCACUUCAAGUCAGGUUUGGGACAGAGAGUUGGGACAUAAGUAUUAGAUGUAUUGAGUGUUCAGCAUGCAGGAUCAUCAUUUAAAUCUAUGCAUUAUUUUUAUUAUAAUUAUUUUUAUUGCUCCAAGCCAUAAGGAAUUUUCCAUUGUAAUGGCAUAUAGGGGUCCUAAAACUUUUUUCUGUUUAUUUGGUACAUUUUUUUUUUUUGUAAUGUAUUGCCUUACAUUGAUUCAUAGAUACAUGGUUCAAAAGGAAAACAUUAAGUUAACAAAUGUAAAACUGCACUGUUUGAAUUGUAAAUUAUUUGUAGACUAAGCAGGUGUAGCAUUUGGCCCACCUAGUGCCUUAACGUUUGGGAAAUGAUUUUACUGCCAUAUCUCAUUAUCUGUCCUCCAAAACAAGAAAAAUCGUAACUCUUCCACCACUUAUUUUUUUUAAACCGCCAUGCAUCUCUGGUUUUAUCUGAACUUCUUUUUUCUGGAUUCAGUAUAUAAAAUAUAUAUAUAUUAGAUUACAUCUUUACGGACACAUUGCAAGUUAUUGUGACAAAAAGUCCCCAAAAACUCUGUUCAUAUCAUAAGACAAAUUUCAGGAUGGUGUACCUAAAGGGAGAGAACCAGCGUCAGUUGAUGCCUGGUUAACAAUUGAGUUGUUUCUCUGACACGGUGAUGUCCCAGUAAUGCAACCCCCCCCUCCCCCCUCCCCCACAGUGUAUAUAAUGAGAGCGACAUAAGGAUUAAGGAAUACCGCCGCAAUCUUUUUAUUUGUAACAUUUUGUUCAGUUAAAAAAAAAAGCACUGGAACUAUGAUCUACUCUUGUCUUGGAUAAUUUGCAUGGUUUAUUGCAUUUGAGUCCGCACUGAUGGAUAUGUCAAUAAACAUAUCUUUAU